AUGUUUAUUUCAUCAACAAAGUCAGUCUUUUUAUUCGCCGUCUUGUGCUUUGUGUUUAUUCAAACAACAUACGCAGAUAUCUAUUCUCAACUUCAAUUCAUCAAAAUCUCAUCACCAAAGAGUGGACAGAACGUUGUCGCUGGUAAACAAUUGCUUAUUAAAUAUGUCAUGCAGCCUUUGAUCAAAGAUCAUGUCUCUGCCGGUAAAGCCUUGCAUUUGGAGGUCAACUGGCACAAGAGAACAGGAAAUGCCAAGCAAAAGAAGGUCUCUACUAUUGCUGAAAAUUGUCCUAUCACAGCUAAAGAUAACAAGUACGUAACAUAUACCAAGAAAUGGCCUGUUCCCAAGAACACCGUGCCUGGAUCUUAUGCUGUUGAUUUCGUUGAGAAGAUUCAACUUCGUCGUGGUCAAAUUACUGCCACUGAGACUGUCAAAAUCAACUCUUUCUCGGUGCCUCAUAUCUGUUUGUCCGGCGAAACCAUGUUCUCAACCGAAUACUAUGUUCGUGCUGGUGGAAAAGGUGCUAAUCAAUCCAUGGCUUUUGCUAAGGCCGGCGGUAAUAUUUAUCACGCUGGUAACUAUGGUAACGAUGCUGGCUGGAGAAACGGUCGUGCAUUUAUUCAAGUAAGCAAGGAGACUGGCGAUAACUGUAUUGUACUUUAUCCUGGUACCAACUAUACUUACACAGCGGAAGAAGCAGUUGGUGUAUUCGAGUCUUUCGGACCUGGUGAUUGGCUUGUUCAGCAAAACGAAAUUAGUCAAGGUGGCGAAAUCAUGCGCUUGGGUGCUACCAAGGGGUUAUCCGUUCUCUUCAAUCCUGCUCCACUUACAAAGGGUAUCUUGAAGGCCUUUGAUUUUAACAAUGUGACGAUUUUGAUCGUCAAUGAACACGAAGCCCAAUCCCUUUAUGAAGAACUUGGAGGGGAGAAGAAAGUUUUCGGCUUGGAUAUUGCAAGCGAGUUAUUAAAUGAAUUUGGCUCAAUGCAAGGUGUUGUUGUUACAUUAGGAGGUGAAGGUGUUGUUGCCAAAUUUAGAAACGAAGGCAAGACCUCUGAAUUCAAGGUACCAAGUAGAAAGGUGGCUGUCAAAGAUACAACAGCAGCUGGUGACACAUUUGUUGGAUACUUUUUAGCUUCGUUUAUCAGAGCUGAAAAGGAAGAGUACUUUAAGCGUGUUGAUAUUGCCUUGAAUGAAGCCAACUUUGCUUCAUCCAUUGCCGUUCAACGUCUGGGUUCCAUGGAUUCAGUUCCUACAUUAGAAGAAGUGAGCCAAGCCAUGAAAGAACAAUAA
This is a messenger RNA of Mucor mucedo, 1290 nucleotides long. Its product is annotated as Ribokinase-like protein. The coding region runs from base 1 to 1290 and encodes 429 amino acids. The transcript has 7 exons. Lineage: Eukaryota; Fungi; Mucoromycota; Mucoromycetes; Mucorales; Mucoraceae. Gene Ontology annotation, molecular function: kinase activity. The record is from RefSeq and is a predicted model, not a curated record.